This is a messenger RNA of Aureobasidium uvarum, 1005 nucleotides long. The record is from the annotation of a GenBank genome assembly. NCBI's taxonomy places the organism in Eukaryota, Fungi, Ascomycota, Dothideomycetes, Dothideales, Saccotheciaceae.
AUGGCUGGCGCUCUCUUCAUGGACGCUAUCGGAUUAUUCGGUACCGGGCUGGGAAUCAUUCAGUUUGGUCUUGACAACUUUGCUGCUAAGCCGAAAGAUCCCCAAGGUACCAUUGUCGGUAUCAAAGCCGGUGCUGGUGAAGGCGCUUCCAACACUUUGGGCGGCAAAAUCUCAAAAGUCUACGCUUACGACCAUCAGAACGUGCAGAUUGGCACAGCUGGAAAACAGACCAUGGCCGGUAAUGGUGACUACCUGACCUUCACCGUUGAUCAAGAUGUUCCAGGCGCUCAGGGCCAAUUCAUCGGCAUCCAGAAUGGUAACGACGCUACCUGUGUUGCAUGGAUCACCGUCCAAAUGCAUGACAACUCUCUGAAUGGUGUUUGGACUGGUGACAUUGGAAGAGCCUGCGGUCAGACCUGGUUCGAAAGUCAGGAAGUCGCUGGCAAAUUGGAGGAUGGAAGUCUCUACCACCCCUCCUGCACCUGGCUUGAUGGAAACCACGACAACGGUAUUCCCAGUGCCUCUCUGAAGUUUGCGACGUACGCCUACGGCAACGAGCUCAGCCAUCUAACCCUCAAUGAUGCAUGUGCUUCGACCAUGUUUGCGGCUGACGAAACCGAAAUCACCGAUGCACCCUUCAACCCUGGCAAGGCUAAGCGAGAUAACGCCUCUCCUCGUCCCUGCCUUCCCUGGAUGGAGCAGAAACUCAUUGUUUCCAACAUCGCAACUCACAGCGCAACCAAUCUCUGCAACUCCAACACCAGCUGGGGACCAGAUUUUGCCUCUCCGGUGGAGGGUAAGCUCUGCGACAUGUCGACCAAAACUCUUUACACGCUCUGCUCGAUGGAAGACGUCGAUGGCUGUGUCGAUAUUGCUACCAACCCGGUCAACGGCACUACCCAACAGCGCACCGUAGCUACACGCAAGCUCUCGGUUGCAAAGCGUACUGUUAACAGUCCUAUCAGAUCUUAUGAGGAGACUGAUGUAUGGGGUGAUGAUCAGUGA